CAUGAAUUAUCCUGUUUUAAACCGGUAGAAGCUUUAUUUAGUUGCUAAUUAAGGUCUCUGCCGUGCGGAGUAUUGGUGCUUGAUCCUCUACCUAGACUCAACCAAUGUUAGGUGUUGGGCAUUGAUGGUUCAUGAAAAUAACUCCUUAAUUUGAUACUUCAAAGUUGUCAGGUGCCAGAUCCAAAUCAAGUAUGAUUUGAUUGUGUCAACAAGUGAUGUAACCCAAGCAGGACCUGUUAACAUUGAUGCCUCCGCUGGACAUUACAGCAAUUAAGGUUAAUUGUCUCUUGUCUCAAUUUUAGUCUUAUGUGGCUACUAUGAUAAGUGGGUUUGCAAGGAAGCCCAAGUAUGGCAGUAGCAGUAACAAGAUGCCAGUGUGGUAAAAAAUUUGGGAUAAUAAAAAGGAUGAGUGGGAGACAAACGGUCUUGGGAUGCCUGAGACCUUCUUUCUUGCAGAUCUCACCCCCAAUUAUUUGCUCCCCUUGCUUCCUUGAAUUGGCCAAAUUGCCCUUUUCUUCUAUCCUUCACAUUAGAAAACCAUCGGCAUUUUGGAUUUAGGAAUAUGGGAUUAUUUUCGCAUCAGAUUUAUUAGUCUGGGAUUAGUUCCUGAUGAAUCAUCUUUCAUGAAUUUGUAUAAAUAUUGUUAGCUUAUAUGUAUUUCAAUAUUUGUAUGGUUAUAUGAGUUAUAGACUCUGAAAGUGUAGACCAAUCACAUCAAUAUGUUGGGUCUUUUGCAUUUGAAGGCAAAUAUCCACAGUACAACCAUUCCUUUUGAUUAGGAUCUAUCAGAUCAAUGGUUGGGGACCAGUCUAUGUAUUGUGCAAGCAAGCUUCAACCCUAAAGCUAUCCAGGACCACAAAAAGUUCACCCAAAUGCUCCUAUGUGGUCCUCCAGUUGGCUUCUCAAUGGCUCUGCAAAACCAUGCAAAAACCAUGGUGCCUGUAUAUAAACAGUAGUACUCUUAUGAGCAUAAAGGGUCGCAGUAGAAGUUACAACUCGAGCUCUGUAAGCAUUUGCUCUGAAAUACUCAUUGAAUCCUUCUGUUUGUCCUCUUGGCGAGGUUGCAUAAGAUGGUGAGAUUCAGAGCUGUGCAUUGAGAUCUUAAGCUUUCCCUCUGCUCUUGUUUCUCUGCUUCUUUGGAUGGAGUUGAGAAGAGUUUUUGUUUCAAAGCUUGUUUUUUCAUGUUGUGUUUCCUUGUUUCUUCUCUUUACUUGGGUAUUGGCUGUGCAUGGCUGCAGUAAUUGGUCUGCAUAUUUAGAUUUUAGGAGCUGGAGAGAAGCUUUAAAUGCUCAGCAGGAUGGAGCAGCUCCAAGGAUGCCAUUGAUGAUGGGUACAAGACGGCAACUGGGAGAAGUUCCAGGUUCAUAUCCUCCGAGAUGCAAGUCCAAGUGUGGAAACUGCACACCAUGCAACCCAGUGCAUGUACCGGUGCCUCCAGGCAUUCCAGUGAUCGCCGAAUACUACCCGGAGGCGUGGCGAUGCAAAUGUGGGAAUAAACUAUACAUGCCCUGAGACUGAGCAAACAGCAGUCUUGCACAGUGUGAGCAGUUUAACAGUCACAGUGGAGCACAGCAUUAGCGGCCUCUUGCAGAGCAAGGAUAUGGAGUCAGCAAUGGCCAUUCUUGGUCACAUGCUUCUCUGAUGUUGCAGUUAAUGUGUGGCAAGAGAAAAAGAACAGUGUGUGUGUGGGGGACACUCCUGGGUCCCUGAUCUUCAUUUCUGAUUUAACAGAUCAGGCGUCUAUGUCAUUUGAAUCAUGCAUGCAUAGUGGUUCUUUGUCUUUGGCCUGUUUGCACUUUUGUAUAGAGAGAGGGAGAGAGAAAGAGAGGAAGAGAGGAAAUGAGGCAUUUGUAUUAAGUUUUUCAACUAUGCUGAUGCAAUGCAAAUGCAAUGGCUCUUGUUUA
Dioscorea cayenensis subsp. rotundata (Guinea yam) is the source of this 1904-nucleotide messenger RNA. RefSeq names its product EPIDERMAL PATTERNING FACTOR-like protein 5. Gene Ontology annotation, biological process: guard cell differentiation; stomatal complex development. Bases 1141 to 1512 code for a protein of 123 amino acids. The transcript has 4 exons. Lineage: Eukaryota; Viridiplantae; Streptophyta; Magnoliopsida; Dioscoreales; Dioscoreaceae. The record is from RefSeq and is a predicted model, not a curated record.